Molecule: messenger RNA, 2016 nt
Organism: Periophthalmus magnuspinnatus
Lineage: Eukaryota; Metazoa; Chordata; Actinopteri; Gobiiformes; Gobiidae
Gene: pth3r
Product: parathyroid hormone 3 receptor
Exons: 16
Coding region: 1-2016 (671 amino acids)
Biological process (GO): adenylate cyclase-modulating G protein-coupled receptor signaling pathway; cell surface receptor signaling pathway
Cellular component (GO): plasma membrane
Molecular function (GO): parathyroid hormone receptor activity; peptide hormone binding; G protein-coupled peptide receptor activity
Source: RefSeq, a predicted model, not a curated record
AUGUGGACUGGACUGACUUCUAUGCUCACUUUUAUCCACUGUAUAGUGACAGUGGUUCCUCUGAUUGACUCAGAUGACGUCAUCACCAAAGACGAGCAGAUCUAUGUUCUGAUUGGUGCUCAUGCCAAAUGUGAACACAGCAUCAAGGCUCAGAAGGCUCUUCUUAUUGAAGGUGAAUGUCCGCCUGAGUGGGAUGGGAUCAUCUGUUGGCCUCGGAGCAGAGCGGGAGAGCUGGUGUCAGUACUGUGUCCUGAAUACAUCUAUGACUUCAACCACCAAGGUCGGGCCUACCGCAAAUGUGAUGGCACUGGAUACUGGGAGCAGGUUUUCAGCAUCAACCGCACUUGGGCCAACUACAGCGAGUGCACAACAUACCUGACCUCCAACCAGCGCAGUCAGGAUGAGGUGUUUGAACGGCUUCACCUCAUGUACACAGUGGGUUAUUCAAUUUCACUGGCUUCUCUAUUGGUGGCUGUGUCCAUCCUCUGCUAUUUCAAACGUCUCCACUGCACUCGAAACUACAUCCACAUUCACCUCUUCACUUCCUUCAUUUGCCGAGCGAUUAGUAUUUUUGUAAAAGACACAGUGCUUUACUCCAUAGCAGAAGAAGGCAGAAUGGACUUCGAGCUCACAAGACAAAAGUCACACAUGGCUGGGUGUAAAGUUGCAGUGACAUUUUUCUUCUACUUUUUGGCCACUAAUCAUUAUUGGAUCCUGGUAGAGGGAUUGUACUUGCACAGCCUCAUCUUCAUGGCCUUCCUCUCUGACAAAAACUACCUCUGGGCUCUCACAAUUAUUGGAUGGGGUGUUCCAGCAGUGUUUGUGUCCAUUUGGGUCAGUGCGCGUGCAUCACUGGCAGACACACAGUGUUGGGACAUAAGCGCUGGAAACCUGAAGUGGAUCUAUCAGGUCCCCAUUCUGGCAGCCAUUGUUGUGAAUUUCCUUCUUUUUGUCAAUAUAAUCCGCGUACUUGCCUCUAAAUUGUGGGAAACUAACACAGGUAAACUAGAUCCUAGACAACAGUACAGGAAACUGCUCAAGUCGACAUUGGUGUUAAUGCCUCUGUUUGGAGUACACUACAUGGUCUUCAUGGCUCUUCCCUACACUGAAGUGUCUGGGCUCCUGUGGCAAGUGCAAAUGCAUUAUGAGAUGUUCUUCAACUCUUCACAGGGGUUCUUUGUCGCAUUCAUCUAUUGCUUUUGCAAUGGUGAGGUACAGGCUGAGGUGAAGAAGGCCUGGCUGCGCCGUAGUCUAGCUCUGGAUCUCAAACAAAAAGCCCGGAUAACCAGCAGCGGGGGCAGCUGUUAUUAUGGUGGCAUGAUGUCCCACACCACAACUCACAGUAUCUCUGCCACCCACCCAAGGGCUCUCUCCUUCACUGUGGGUGCAAUGAGUACAGGAAGUGUUAUGACCAACAAUGACAGUGGCCAACCACCAAGUCCUGCCUCCAUCUAUCAAAAAAACAGUCUACCCGGGUUUAUCCCCAGUGACUCAGAAAACAAUCAGUCAAAGAGCAUACCCCUCCCAGUCCACCAGAUACUGCAAUCCCUGUCGGCGAACGUCAAUGAGGUGAUGGACCGUGAGGUGACCAUCCACAACCCAGGCGGGAGGAUGGGGUUUGGCUGGAGUGCACAGGUCACUGGUGAGAACUGUUGGAAGUUUUGGCAAGACGAUGAAGUGGGCUGCUUUGGAGAACUGGUCAACAGUUGUGAGUAUUACUGUGUUGAGACACAGGGAGGCCAUUGGCCACCAGAAGUAGCAUUUAAGAAAGGAGAGUGUCCGGUUGACCCCAGGAUGGCAGGCAAAUCAGGAGCAAUGGACCAAUUCCAGUACCUUAGAACGGGCCGCAUCUGGAACAAAAAGGGACCCAGGGGGGCCAUUACUUGGAUCAGGCUGAGCGCAUUGAGCCUCCCGGACCAGAUUUUCAAUUUACCAGCUCACAACAGUGACCACACAUGCAGGCAGUAUGAUGGCUUCCAGAGGAGUAGGAGUGUUUUCCUGGGAGAACUGGUGUGA